UUUAAAUAUAAUUUACAUUUGAAAUUCUUUGCAUAUCUGUGAAAUAUUCAAUGUGUUGCACUUGGGCGCCAGUUGUUUCAUGGUCGUUAGUGAAAUGGGUUUAACUAGAUCAGUGAGUUGCCACCGAUGUGCUAAUUGCUCUGGAUUCGGGCCUCAAAGACCCCUUUGGUCAAGUCAAACAAGUGGAAAGCGCAAGCAGCCGCCGCCAGAAGAAAGUGAGUGAGUUGAGGUGAGGUGUGAAAACCCAUGGCUGGCGGCUCAGUUCCCGGUUAGUUCUCGAACCGAACGGAAGCAAAAUGAGGCUGGAAAAUGUAAGCGUUUUUGUGGUCUGCCUAUACCUUAGCUGGUUGCAUUCGUGCUCCGGCGGGGGUCAUCUGAAACGCUUGAGCAGAUCGUUGAUCUUUCCGCCCACGAGUCCAACGCGUGUUCAGUUCAUCGGCGGCAUUGGCAUUCCCGUGGAGAAUCUGCACUUCGAGUCGGUGACCUCAGGCUAUGUGCUCAAGGCGGAGUACUUCCUGCCCACCAACUCCACGGAGAUAACAAGGGUCUACCUCAAGCCGAUGGCCAUCACUGGCAGAAGGGGGCUGGAGGAGGAGGAGGAGGAGUCCCCCUAUGGCAGCCUGUAUCGCUGGAUAAUUUACCGAGGCAUCGAGAUGGUCAUCGAGAACAUGGGCUUGCCCGGCAGAAGUUGCCUCCUGAGGUUGAUCUGCGAGCAUGCUGCCCUGCCGCUGAGCCACGAAAGCGGUUUGCUGGGCGAGAUCAUGGACAUUGUGCUCACGCCCUCCAGUUCGGUGGACCAGCUGGCACACAGUUCGGAUCGGGAGUACCACACAUCGGAGCACUUUGGCAAACGAGGUGGCGACUGCCAGGCGGCCUAUGCCAGCAGGUGCAAGAAGUCGCCCAUGGAACUCAUAAGCCUGCUGCUAGAAGUCAAUGAAUAAAGUACUUUUGUCUCAUCUCGAA
Molecule: messenger RNA, 963 nt
Organism: Drosophila gunungcola (fruit fly)
Lineage: Eukaryota; Metazoa; Arthropoda; Insecta; Diptera; Drosophilidae
Exons: 1
Coding region: 297-941 (214 amino acids)
Source: RefSeq, a predicted model, not a curated record